UUGGCUGCAUAAAUGUCUUCUUUUGAGAAGUGUCUGUUCAUAUCCUUUGCCCACUUUUUGAUGGGGUUGUUUGUUUUUUUCUUGUAAAUUUGUUGGAGUUCCUUGUAGAUUCUGGAUAUUAGCCCUUUGUCAGAUGAGUAGACUGCAAAAAUUUUCUCCCAUUCUGUAGGUUGCCUGUUCCCUCUGAUGGUAGUUUCUUUUGCUAUGCAGAAGCUCUUUAGUUUAAUUAGAUCCCAUUUGUCAAUUUUGGCUUUGGUUGCCAUUGCUUUUGGUGUUUUAGACAUGAAGUCCUUGGCCAUGCCUAUGUCCUGAAUGGUAUUGCCUAGGUUUUCUUCUAGGGUUAUUAUGGUUUUAGGUCUAACAUUUAAGUCUUUAAUCCAUCUUGAAUUAAUUUUUGUAUAAGGUGUAAGGAAGGGAUCCAGUUUCAGCUUUCUACAUAUGGCUAGCCAGUUUUCCCAGCACCCUUUAUUAAAUAGGGAAUCGUUUCCCCAUUUCUUGUUUUUGUCAGGUUUGUCAAAGAUCAGAUGGUUGUAGAUGUAUGGUAUUAUUUCUGAGGGCUCUGUUCUGUUCCAUUGGUCUGUAUCUCUGUUUUUGUACCAGUACCAUGCUGUUUUGGUUACUGUAGACUUCUAGUAUAGUUUCAAGUCAGGUGGCAUGAUGCCUCCAGCUUUGUUCUUUUGGCUUAGGAUUGACUUGGCAAUGCGGGCUCUUUUUUGGUUCCAUAUGAACUUUAAAGUAGUUUUUCCCAAUUCUGUGAAGAAAGUCAUUGGUAGCUUGAUGGGGAUGGCAUUGAAUCUGUAAAUUACCUUGGGCAGUAUGGCCAUUUUCAUGAUAUUGAUUUUUCCUACCCAUGAGCAUGGAAUGUUCUUCCAUUUCUUUGUAUCCUCUUUUAUUUCAUUGAGCAGUGGUUUGUAGUUCUCCUUGAAGAGGUUCACAUCCCUUGUAAGUUGGAUUCCUAAGUAUUUUAUUCUCUUUGAAGCAAUUGUGAAUGGGAGUUCACUCAUGAUUUGGCUCUCUGUUUGUCUGUUAUUGGUGUAUAAGAAUGCUUGUGAUUUUUGCACAUUGAUUUUGUAUCCUGAGACUUUGCUGAAGUUGCCUAUCAGCUUAAGGAGAUUUUGGGCUGAGAUGAUGGGGUUUUCUAGAUAUACAGUCUUGUCAUCUGCAAAGAGGGACAAUAUGACUUCCUCUUUUCCUAAUUGAAUACCCUUUAUUCCCUUCUCCUGCCUGAUUGCCCUGGCCAGAACUUCAACACUAUGUUGAAUAGGAGUGGUGAGAGAGGGCAUCCCUGUCUUGUGCCGGUUUUCAAAGGGAAUGCUUCCAGUUUUUGCCCAUUCAGUAUGAUAUUGGCUGUGGGUUUGUCAUAGAUAGCUCUUAUUAUUUUGAGAUACGUCCCAUCAAUACCUAACUUAUUGAAAGUUUUUAACAUGAAGCGUUGUUGAAUUUUGUCAAAGGCCUUUUCUGCAUCUAUUGAGAUAAUCAUAUGGUUUUUGUCGUUGGUUCUGUUUAUAUGCUGGAUUACAUUUAUUGAUUUGCGUAUGUUGAACCAGCCUUGCAUCCCAGGGAUGAAGCCCACUUGAUCAUGGUGGAUAAGCUUUUUGAUGUGCUGCUGGAUUCGGUUUGCCAGUAUUUUACUGAGGAUUUUUGCAUCGAUGUUUAUCAGGGAUAUUGGUCUAAAAUUCUCUUUUUUUUGUUGUAUCUCUGCCAGGCUUUGGUAUCAGCAUGAUGCUGGCCUCAUAAAAUGAGUUAGGGAGGAUUCCCUCUUUUUCUGUUGAUUGGAAUAAUUUCAGAAGGAAUGGUACCAGCUCCUUCUUGUACCUCUGGUAGAAUUCGGCUGUGAAUCCAUCUGGUCCUGGACUUUUUUUGGUUGGUAAGCUAUUAAUUAUUGCCUCAAUUUCAGAGCCUGUUAUUGUUCUAUUCAGAGAUUCAACUUCUUCCUGGUUUAGUCUUGGGAGGGUGUAUGUGUCGAGGAAUUUAUCCAUUUCUUCUAGAUUUUCUAGUUUAUUUGCGUAGAGGUGUUUAUAGUAUUCUCUAAUGGUAGUUUUAUUUCUGUGGGAUCGGUGGUGACAUCCCCUUUGUCAUUUUUUUAUUGCGUCUAUUUGAUUCUUCUCUCUUUUCUUCUUUAUUAGUCUUUCUAGCGGUCUAUCAAUUUUGUUGAUCUUUUCAAAAAACCAGCUCCUGGAUUCAUUGAUUUUUUGAAGGUUUUUUGUGUGUCUCUAUUUCCUUCAAUUCUGCUCUGAUCUUAGUUAUUUCUUGCCUUCUGCUAGCUUUUGAAUGUGUUUGCUCUUGCUGCUCUGGUUCUUUUAAUUGUGAUGUUAGGGUGUCAACUUUAGAUCUUUCCUGCUUUCUCUUGUGGGCAUUUAGUGCUAUAAAUUUCCCUCUACACACUGCUUUGAAUGUGUCUUAAAGGGACUACCAACCAAUAAUUCUAUAUCCACCAAAAGUAUCUUUCAAAAAUGAAAGAGAAAUUAAGAUAUUACCAAAAAACAAUAAGUGACUGAUUACACUGGUAGCAAACCUACUCUACAAAGAAAUAUUAAAGGUAGUCAUUUGGGCUAAAAUAAAAGGACACCAAUAAGUAACUUUAAUCCACAUCAAAAAAUAAAAGCCUCAUGAAGGGAAAGUAACUUAUAGGCAUAUAUAUAUAUCUAGGGAACUAUUAAUGUGUUUUUAUUUGUAAAUUUUUUAUUGAAAAGAACACUGCAUAAAGCAAUAAUAAUCAAUCUAUGUUCAUAGGUAUAUAAUUUGUAAAGAUGUAAUUUGUAUGACAAUGUAACACAAAGGAGGGGAGAGAUAACAUAGCUAUAUAGAAACAAAAUUCUAUAUACUAUUGAAAUUUAAUUGAUAUUAAUCUGAACUAGAUUGGUAAAAGAUGUUCACUUUAAUAAUCAGAGAAACCACCAAGAAAAUAACUAAAAAAGGUAAAAAAAAUUGAGAAGUCAAUUAAAAUGGUACCCAAGAAAAUAUGUGUUUAACACAAAAGAGAACAAUGAGGAAAUAAAAUAAUAAGACGUAGAAAACAAAGCAAAUUGCCAAUAUAAAUCUACCUUAUCAGCAACUAUGUUAAAUGUGAAUGAAUUACACACUCCAAUUAAAAAGCAGAAGUUGGCAGAAUGGAUUUUUAGAAAUGAUCCAACUCUAGGCUGUCUACCAAGGGAAACUUUAGAUUCAAAGACACACAUACGUCGAAAGUAAAAAGAUGGAAAAAGAUACACUAUGUAGAUAGUAACCAAAAGAGCUAGAAUGCCUACAUUAAUAUCAAGCAAAAUAUACUAUAAAACAAACACAAAAGUUACUAAAAAUGAAAAGUUAAGGAGGGGAAUUUUAUAAUAGUAAAAGGGUCAAUCCAUUAGGAAAACAUAAUAAUCAUAAACAUAUAUGCACCUAAUAAGAGAAACCGAAAAUAAAUGGAGCAAAAAGAGACGCAAAUGAAAAGUUAGACAAUUUGACAAUAAUAGCUGAAGACUUUAAUACCACAAUUUUCAAUAAAUGAUAAAACAAUGAAACAGUAUCAACAUGAGAAAAGAAGACUUGAAUAAUGUUAUAAACCAGCAGUACUUAACAGAACACUCCAUCUAACAACAGCAGAAUACACAUUAUUUUCAAGUGCAUAUGAAACAUUCUCCAGGAUAGACUAUAUUUUAGGCCAUAAAACAAGUCUUAAUGAAUUUGAAAGAGUUAAAAUCAUAUAAAGUAUGUUUUCCAGCUACAAUGAAAUGAAAUUAGAAAGCAUUGGCAGAAGAAAAUUUGGGAAAGUCACAAAUAUGUGGAAAUUAAACAUUUAAAAAAACAAUGAAUCAAAGAAGAAAUCACAAAGGACAUUAAAAAAUACUCUGAAAUGAAUAAAAAUGAAAAUGCAACAUACCAAAACUUAUGGGAUACAAUAAAAGUUGUGCUUAGAGGGAAAAUAAUAGCUGAAAUACCUAUAUAUUUUAAGAAGAUCUCAAAUCAGUAACCCAGACUUCCACCUUAAGAGGCUAGAAAAAGGAGAGCAUACUAAAACCAAUACAAGCUGAAGAAAGGAAAUUAUUAGAGUGGAAAUAAAUAAAACAGAAUAGAAAAACAAUGGAGAAAAUAAACUAAAAGUUGGUGCUUUGAAAAGAUCAAUAAAAUUGGCAAAGCUUUAGCUAGGCUGAUGAUGAAAAAAGAGGACUCAAAUUACUAAAAUUUAAAAAAAGGAGGAAAAAGUAUGACCUAUUUCACAGGUCUUAAGGGAAUACUAUAAACAAUUUUAAGCCAACAAAUUAGAAAACCUAGAUGAAAUGGAAAAAAAAAACCCUGGAUUAAAUGGAAAACACAAACUACCAAAAUUGACUAAGGAGAAAUAGAAAAUGUGAAUAGACCUGUAAUUGCCAAAACUGACUAAGGAGAAAUACUAGGUUGUUGCAAGAGUAGUUGUGGUUUUGCCAUCACUUUCAAUGGCAAAAAACACAAUUACUUUUACACCAACCUAACAAAAAACCUGAAUAGACCUGUAAUAAGAGAUCGAACCAGUAAUCAAAAACUUUCCACAAAGAAAAGCCCAGAACCAGAUGGCUUCACUGGUCAAUUCUACCAAAUGUUUAAAGAAGAAUUAACACCAGUACUUAAUAUACUCAUUCAAAAAAUAGAGGAGCAGGGACCACUUUUCAACUCUAUUCUGUAGAGGCCAGUAUUAACAUGAUGACAAAACCAGACAGUGAUAACACAAGGGAAAAAAUACAUACCAAUUUCUCUUAUGGAUAUAGAUGCAAACAUUCUCAACAGAAUUUUGGCAAACUGACUCUAGUAUCACAUAAAAAUGAUUACAUACCAUGGCCAAGUAGGAUUUAUCUCAGGAAUGCAAGGUUGGUUCAGCAUGUUAAAAUCAAACAAUGAGCCAGUUGCAGUUGUUCAUAUCUGUAAUCCCAGCAUUUUGGAAGGCCAAGGUGGGAGGAAUGCUCGAGGCCAGGAGUUCAAGACCAGGAUGAUCAACAUAACAAGACCCCAUCUCUACAAAUUUUUUUAAAUUAGCUGAAUGUGGUGGCUUGCACCUGUAAUCCCAGCUACUCAGGAGGCCAAGGCAUGAAGAUUGCUUGAGCCCAGGAGCUCGAGGCUGCAGUGAGCUAUGAUGGUGUCACUGCACUCCAGGGGCCUGUGUGACCUUGUCUCAAGAAAAAAAGAUUUAAAAAGGGAUUUGAAUAUACCUAGUCCUAAAGUUAAAAAUGUUAAAUUCAUACUAUUUUGAAUAGUCUAUUUUAAAAAUGAAAGAGUAUUUUUAAAACUUCACCAUGACUUGAGGAUGGUUUUGUUCUUACUUUGAAAGGGGAGAAUAGAGGAAAAUUAAACAUUAAUUUUUGAGAGAAAGAGAUAAAUUUGACUAUUAUUUCUUUAAAUCAUAUUUCCAAUAGCACUAUUUCAAAAUGUUAAGCUCUCAAUAAUAAGUGGUUACUAUCAAUGGUUUGUGGAAUUUAUUAGAAAUUCUUAUAAAAGGAAUGAUCUCCUGGAAUGUUCUAUUAAAUGGGUACAAUAGAUACAUCAGCUGACCAUUUGAAUGAAAUAGCUGUAAAGCAAACAAUAGUGCUCAGUGGUGAAAGCAAAGUAAAUUUUACAUUAGCUAACUUUCCAAACUUAAACCUAUAAGAUAUUUUUAAAGUCACACUCACUGAAAUGUACAUGUAGGAAGGGGAUACUUGAAUAAUUAGAGUUUGACUUGAGAAAUUUGUGAUGGAAUCUAAGAUAAUUUCUAAUAAUUUUUUCUAGAAUAAAAAUAGCAUUUAUAAGUUUAAUAUAUCAAAAUAUUCAAAUAUGUGAUAUAUAACUUAGAAUAUAUCUUUACAAUCAGAAAGUGUGGGCUUUUCAACUUUGUUCCUCUUUUCCCAAGAUUGUAUUCUGGGUACCUCGCAUUUUCAUGUGAAUUUUACGGUCACUUUACCAAUUUCUGCAAAAAAGCCAACUGAAAUUUUGAUAGGGAUUGCACUAAAUCUGUAGAGCAAUUUGGAGCAUACCAAUAUUUUAACAGUCUUAAGUCUUCCAAUCCAUGAACACUUUUCAUUUACUUAGAUCUUCUUUAAUUUCUUUCAAUGAUGUUUUGUAGUGCUCAGUGUUCAGUUCUCCCACUUCUUUUGUUAAAUUUAUUCCUAAGCAUUUUAUUCCUUUUGAUGAUAUCUAUUAUAAAUUCCAUUGCCUUCUUGAUUUCAUUUUUGAUUUGUUCAGUGCUACUGUAUAGAAAUACAAUUGAUUUCUGUAUAGUGAUCUUGUAUUCUGCAACCUUGCUGAACUCAUUUAUUUAUUUUAGUAGUUUUUGGUUUUAUUUUUUUUAGAAAGAGUCUCACUCUGUCACCCAGGCUGGAGUGCAGUGGCACAGUCAUGGCUCACUGAAGCCUCAAUCUCCCAGGCUCAAGCAAUCCUCCCACCUCAGCCUCCCAAGUAGCUGGGACUACAGGUGCAUGCCACCACCUCUGGAUAUAUUUUUUUUUUUUUGUAGAGACAGGAUCUUGCUAUGUUGCUCAGGCUGGUCUCAAACUCCUGACCUCAAGUGAUCCUCCUGCUUGGCCUCCAAAAGUGCUGGGAUUACAGGCACGAGCUGCCAUGCCCAGCCUCAAAUUUCUUUAAAAUGAUUUUUAUCUUUCUUCAAUGAUAAGGUUCUUGCCUAUAUUUUACCAGAGAGCAACUAGUUUCCUGCGUAUCCCUCUAUUUUAUCUUUCUUUGUAUAUUUAAAAUGAAAAAAAAAUUAAAUAUCAUGCUUCAGAUCUGGCAACCAAUUAUGUAAAUAGUCAUAUGAAUCCUUCAGAAUGGAUAACACAGCUUUUCUGACUGGUAUGAAAUAGUUUUCAGGUGCUCAUUCUUUACUUCAUUAGCUUAUCUUAUAUCAUUAGCUUAUCCUCCAUUCAGGUGUAACAGAUCUUUUUUUUCUGAUAAAUAUGGCAGUUUAGGGAAAUAAACUAUGGCAUAAUAUGCUAGGCCAUUCUUCUAGGCCACGCUUCUUGAUUGUAACCUUAAACCCUUUAUCAGAACCUAAACAACUUUUCAAAAGAUCUAUACAUAUUUUUAUGCAAUGUUUAAGGCUAUGAGUAAUUCAUUAUGUCACUCUUCAUUUUUUUCACCUGAUAAUGAUCUCGACAAAAAUGUUGAGUAUUAGUUUUCCUUCCAAUGUGUAAGUUGUAUAAACAUCUCUCUUUACUGGUAACUAACUAUCUCUAAAGGGAGACAAGUAAUUUUUAAGUUUCUAAUAAUAAUUGAAAAUUUGAAUAUAAAUAUAUUUCACCUAUGAUAACCAUGUACCCAAGGCAAGGCUGAAGUUGGGAUCUAAAUUAUCUGAAAAGUUGUUCACCUCUCCAGCUCUGCUUAGGUAUAGAAAAGAAUGGUUUCUGGAGUCACAUAGUAACAGUUUAAAUCCUGGCUCUGCCAUUUCACAUGCUGUAUGACUUUGGACAGGUUAUUUAAACUCUGUGUGCCACAAUUCUUUGUCUUUAAAAUGUGGCUAAUAAGACUGCCCACCUCAUAGGGUUGUUGGGGUGAUAAAAUGAGUCAACAUAUGCAAAAUGCUUAGAAAAAUAUCUGGUGUAUAGUGGAUAUAUAUGUUAAUGUUAUUGAGAUUUCAUUUACUUUUGGAUUGCAAAAGGAACUGAAAAGACCCAAUUCUUACUCUAUGUCAACAUGUAGGAAUAAGUAAACAAAAUAUGGUUUGAAUUUUGUCCUGAAUGCAUUAACUUGAAUCUAACUAAAACCUGGUUACCAUAUUAGAAACAAUUUUCUCUUUGAUUUGCCCAGGAGAUUUGUUUUCCAGUUAUGUCUAAAAUAAUACUCUUUCUUUUUAUUCUUUGCAGUAUAUAUUUUUAUUGUUUUUCAUUUAAUAGUGAUGCAUAGUGUAUCUUUUCUGAUUUACUUUAAAUGUGAAAGAAAAUUCUAAGAUGUUAAUAUUAUUACUGCCAUUGAUAUAUCCCUUAUAGGAAUUAAUUAAUAGAAAUAGAAUCAAAGUAAAUUUAGUUAUAUAAUGCUUAGCAUGUAUUAUAUUCUCAAAAUUCUGUAUUCAGUUUCAGACAUGUUCAAGGCUGAAUAUAUGAUCUGACAAUAAUCUGCUUAUAUAGAUAAAAACAUCGUUUGAGUGGAUUAAUUUAUUAAUUCAACUGGUAUUUACUAAAUAAAAUCCAUGUAUCUUUCAAAAAUUUUUACUAAUAACUUUCUAUCACUAUCAGAAUCUGAAAUCUCAGAUUUCAUGCUUUAAAAAGAAUUAAUUUAAUAUGAAUUAUAAAUUAUAAUUACUUAUAUGAAUUGGAUAAUUAAAUAAAAUAACAAGAUAUUUAAGGGGAGAAAAUCUUAUAUGUUGCAAGAUAAGUGGUGCUCCAUUCAGUGUAUUAAUUGCAACCAAUAAAUUGGUUAACUGUGUCUCAGUGGUACCAUUCUUUCUUAUUGUUUGAGAGUAAUCACAGUAGCUACACACUGUGGUGGGAUCCAUUUUAUACACAAGUCUCUUUACUUCACCAUAUCUGAGUAGAGACAGCCUAAGUCACCCUUUGGUCACAGAAUAAAAUAUUUUAAAUCAGUGCUUCUUGUUUUCCCCAAAAUUAGCUGGUCAAGGAAUAUGAUAUCUGGGAUACAAAAGGUGAGUGUGGUAACAGGCAAACUCAUUGUAAAAUAUAGAUUACAUCUAUCUUGCUAAAUAAGCUCAGCUUAAAGCCUUUAACUUCACAAAAUUCUGUGACUGUUACUCACUUUUGUCUUGACAUUAUCCUCAUAAUAGUCACAUAGAAUAAUCAAGUCCUGUUACCCUCUGAGCUUCAGUUUUAGUUUCCUUAUCUUUUAUUUCCUCUUUAGUUCUAAGAAUCUGUGAUUCUAAUACUAUUUGCCUUACUCCUAGGUUCAAUGUAGGUUCACACUAUAAAUUACUUGAUACAAAACAAGAUACCUGUCUAUUCAUCUGUAUUACUAUUUGCACAUUAAAGUAGGAAAAUAGAACCUUUCGUUUCAAAGGUAGUCCCGCUUUAGACCAUGUAUAGAGAACAUCUUAAACUUUUGCAUCAUCACAAAGUCCUCACAUUCUUAGAAAAGAACAUUUAUAACUACUAAGAAUUGAAUUGAAAGUGUAUAAAAAUUUGUCUCCUGUGGUUGGAUUAUGUAAAGAAGAAAUGGAGUUCUUUGAAGUUUCACUGAUAAGCGUGUGGGGAGUCUGAGAUAUCUUCUUGAUUUGUGCUCAUGAUUAUUCUGGUUCGUGCACUGUAAUGAAAUAACCUUUUAAAUUAUGCAGUUUAAUGUAACAAAGUUUGUAAAAAUUCUAUGCUCUUAAAAAUGGCUUUUAUUUUAAAACUUCCCAAAUACGCUGUCUUGAAGUUGUUAAUUUCUCAAUCAAGACGCAGGGUGGCGCUGCAGGCUAAGUUGUGAAUAAUGAGCCCUAAAAAGCUCGCGCGUAUUCUUUUGUGUCGCUAGACGCAAUCAAAAACACACGGAAGAAGCGUUACAAGCAGUGCAGGUUUACCAACGGCUUGGGGCAGCGAUAUACUAAACAAAUUUAGUAUUAAAAGCAACUGUGUGACGAUUCCUCCAAACAAGAAAUUGGAAUUGAAUGUCUCAAGUCUCGUUGCGGUUGCUGAAGGGAUUGGAUAUACGGACCUGGACUCCAACAUGAAGAAGCUAGGGAGAAUUCAUCCAAACAGGCAAGUGUUGGCCUUUAUUUUGAUGGUGUUCUUGUCUCAGGUUCGCCUCGAGCCUAUUCGUUAUUCUGUGUUGGAGGAAACAGAGAGCGGCUCCUUUGUAGCCCAUCUGGCCAAGGAUCUGGGCCUGGGAAUUGGGGAACUGGCCUCCCGGUCAGCCCGGGUGCUGUCUGACGAUGACAAGCAGCGUUUGCAGCUGGAUCGUCAGACUGGAGAUUUGCUUCUGAGGGAGAAACUAGACCGGGAAGAGCUCUGUGGUCCUAUUGAACCGUGUGUACUGCAUUUCCAAGUGUUCCUGGAAAUGCCGGUGCAAUUUUUUCAAGGAGAAUUAUUGAUCCAGGACAUAAAUGAUCACUCUCCAGUAUUCCCUGAAAGGGAAGUGCUCUUGAAAAUACUAGAAAAUAGCCAGCCGGGUACUCUAUUUCCGUUGCUAAUAGCUGAGGAUUUGGAUGUGGGCAGCAAUGGUCUUCAAAAAUACACAAUCAGCCCCAAUUCUCAUUUUCACAUUCUCACUCGAAAUCAUAGUGAGGGCAAGAAAUACCCAGAUUUGGUGCAGGACAAACCACUGGAUCGAGAGGAGCAGCCUGAGUUCAGCUUAACCCUCGUGGCGCUGGAUGGUGGGUCUCCACCUAGGUCUGGCACGGUCAUGGUUCGAAUCCUGAUCAUGGACAUCAAUGACAAUGCUCCUGAGUUUGUGCACACUCCAUAUGGGGUGCAGGUCCUGGAAAACAGCCCCCUAGACUCUCCAAUUGUUAGGGUCUUAGCUAGAGAUAUAGAUGCUGGAAACUUCGGGAGUGUUUCUUAUGGCUUAUUCCAAGCAUCAGAUGAAAUUAAACAAACUUUCUCAAUAAAUGAAGUCACGGGAGAAAUACUGUUGAAAAAAAAAUUGGAUUUCGAAAAAAUUAAAUCUUACCAUGUAGAAAUUGAGGCCACAGAUGGAGGAGGCCUUUCUGGAAAAGGCACUGUAGUCAUAGAGGUGGUGGAUGUGAAUGACAAUCCCCCAGAACUUAUCAUAUCUUCACUCACCAGCUCCAUCCCAGAAAAUGCUCCUGAGACCGUAGUCUCUAUCUUCCGAAUUCGAGAUAGAGAUUCCGGAGAAAAUGGAAAGAUGAUUUGCUCUAUUCCAGAUAAUCUACCGUUUAUUCUAAAACCAACUUUGAAGAGUUUUUACACCUUGGUAACAGAGAGACCACUGGACCGAGAGACCAGCGCUGAGUACAACAUCACCAUCACCGUCACUGAUUUGGGGACGCCCAGGCUGAAAACCCAGCAGAGCAUAACUGUGCAGGUCUCCGACGUCAAUGACAACGCCCCCGCCUUCACCCAAACCUCCUACACCCUGUUCGUCCGCGAGAACAACAGCCCCGCCCUGCACAUCGGCAGUGUCAGGGCCACAGACAGAGACUCAGGCACCAACGCUCAGGUCACCUACUCGCUGCUGCCGUCCCAGGACCCGCACCUGCCCCUCGCCUCCCUUGUCUCCAUCAACGCAGACAACGGCCACCUGUUCGCCCUCAGGUCGCUAGACUACGAGGCCCUGCAGGCUUUCGAGUUCCGCGUGGGCGCCUCAGACCGCGGUUCUCCGGCUUUGAGCAGCGAGGCGCUGGUGCGCGUGCUGGUGCUGGACGCCAACGACAACUCGCCCUUCGUGCUGUACCCGCUGCAGAACGGCUCCGCACCCUGCACCGAGCUGGUGCCCCGGGCGGCCGAGCCGGGCUACCUGGUGACCAAGGUGGUGGCGGUGGACGGCGACUCGGGCCAGAACGCCUGGCUGUCGUACCAGCUGCUCAAGGCCACGGAGCCUGGGCUGUUCGCCGUGUGGGCGCACAAUGGCGAGGUGCGCACCGCCAGGCUGCUGAGCGAGCGCGACGCAGCCAAGCAGAGGCUGGUGGUGCUUGUCAAGGACAAUGGCGAGCCUCCGCGCUCGGCCACCGCCACGCUGCACGUGCUCCUGGUGGACGGCUUCUCCCAGCCCUACCUGCCUCUCCCGGAGGCGGCCCCGGCCCAGGCCCAGGCCGACUCGCUCACCGUCUACCUUGUGGUGGCGUUGGCCUCGGUGUCGUCGCUCUUCCUCUUCUCGGUGCUCCUGUUCGUGGCGGUGCGGCUGUGCAGGAGGAGCAGGGCGGCCUCAGCGGGUCGCUGCUCGGUGCCCGAGGGCCCCUUUCCAGGGCAUCUGGUGGACGUAAGCGGCACCGGGACCCUGUCCCAGAGCUACCAGUACGAGGUGUGUCUGACAGGAGACUCUGGGACUGGUGAGUUCAAGUUCCUGAAGCCAAUAUUUCCUAAUCUCUUGGUUCAGGACACCGGGAGGGAAGUUAAGGAAAACCCCAAGUUCAGAAAUAGCUUGGUAUUCAGUUAAGUAUUGUAUUUAGUUCAGUGAACCGCCCGUUAGUUUUGUCAAACUUCCCACUGCAAUGCCUUUAUUUAAAAAAAUUGUCUACUUAUCUAAAUAUUCAUACCACAAUUUCAAACCUACUCAUGUCCCUGAUAAAGCUAAAUUUGUCCCUUUUUUAUUGUUAUUAAUUGCACUUAACAUUUUUAGUUAUACUGGGUAUUUAGUAUGGAUUUUCUCCAUAUUUGAUCUAUUGGUGAUUAAUCUUUUUGUAAUCAUAAAUUACUCAAUUAGGAUAAAAAUAAAUUAUGUCUUAAUGAAAUUCUUAAAUUAACAUCUUUUUAAUGGAACAUUUAAGUGAAUAUAUGAAUCUUGAAUUUCUAAAUAUUUGUUGUGCCUGUCUUUACCAUGUAACUUAAUGUUUGCAAGGCCAGAGUGUUUGAAAGUUUUGAACUUAACUUUAUAAUUACCUUGUCCUUUCUGGUUGACUAUACUAGGCUAAGCCCUCUUAAUAGCCAUGAGUGUAAAAUUUAGUUUACUCAUUUUUCACAAAUUGUAUAUAAACAUGCACUUCACUACAUUGGUAAUACACUAAAAUUGUGGUCCUUUUCCUCUUGUGACCACCACAUGUCUAGUGAUUAUUUUGUUUAUUUGGUUGCUACUUACCUAGCACAUUGUAAUGUUCCAUGAAUGCUAAUAUUAAAUUUUGUAAAAAUAACUUAUUUAUAAAUAAUUUUUAAAGAGAAAAAUCUCAUAUAAUUUGUCAUAAUCUUUCAAUAAAUAAAACUGUUAAAUCAUGGCCUGAUAUCAUCUUAAAAAAAAAUCUCAGAAUCUGAAAUAAGCCCUAAAUUUCUCCCCAAAAUCAAGACUCUUGAGAGCAUCAUAGGUCUCCUUGUGCUCCCUUUUACUCCCUAUAAAUAGAAAUCUAAGUAUACUUUAAUAUGUAUAUAUUUUUUGGUUUUCCUACAGCUUCUCCCCAUCUUUCAAAAGAAUCAUGAAAUUUCUUCUGCACCUUGGCUAUUCUGUUUAAAUCUGAUAAUCGGUUGAUCUCAGGUUUUUAACUGUACAUUACUUUGCAGAUAUGGACAGCCUUUACAAAAAUAAUUUUUAAAUGCUUAAUUAUUUUUAUCUGUUCUUUAAGGUAACCUUCAGUUAUUUUGAAUUAAUUUAACUUCUCAAUUAUGCCAAAGUUGCACUUGCAUGAAAUAAAUAUUAUUUUGUCCUUGUAUAGACUGGAACAGUAAUAAAUUUAUCUGAAUUAAAAUUGUUUUAUGCUGUGAUCAGUAAGCCCAGUAAGCUAGGUAAAGUUGUAUGGAUAUAACUAUAGGACACCUCUAUUUUACUUUUGGCAGAAUAUGAGCAACUGAAGAACUUGCUUUAUAAUCUAACAUUUAUUUUUAAAUCUCAAGUAUCAUCCUACUGGAGUUAAAUUACUUGCACUUUUCCUUGAAUUACUCUUUUUUUCUAAACGUGUAAUGAAAUAAAAAGGAAAAUUGACUGUUA
Molecule: messenger RNA, 13440 nt
Organism: Gorilla gorilla gorilla (western lowland gorilla)
Lineage: Eukaryota; Metazoa; Chordata; Mammalia; Primates; Hominidae
Product: protocadherin beta-4
Exons: 1
Coding region: 9577-11964 (795 amino acids)
Biological process (GO): homophilic cell-cell adhesion
Cellular component (GO): plasma membrane
Molecular function (GO): calcium ion binding
Source: RefSeq, a predicted model, not a curated record